This is a messenger RNA of Colletotrichum paranaense, 510 nucleotides long. RefSeq lists its product as uncharacterized. Lineage: Eukaryota; Fungi; Ascomycota; Sordariomycetes; Glomerellales; Glomerellaceae. The annotation marks the transcript as partial. The record is from RefSeq and is a predicted model, not a curated record. The transcript has a single exon.
GAGCCGAAGAGUUUUCCGUGGAUCACUAGAUCAUACGGAAGAAAAGGAAUCAUCAUUGAAAUCCUUCUAGUCUAUCCGUGUUCUCCUCACAAUGAUACCUACAACCCAUCCCAUGUUCUCGGACUCCCUCCAUCAUGGCUCCAUAUUCACUUGCUCUCCACACCACCCCUGCAACAUGUCGUCCGCCCUUCUUCUUUUUUUUCAUCCCAUCAAUCAUCCCCUGGCUUCAUUUCGAAGCCCACAUCCCUCUAUAUACCCUGGCUCGUUUCCAAACGUCAACUCGCUCUUACUGGCUUAGUUCGUGUCUUGGCGGAAUAUCGACCAAACACCUCCUGGCCUGCGUUUCUCCUAGACAAACGAACCACCAUCUCUCAGCUCAUACCACGCCCACCACCACGCACAGGAGUGACACCACAUGGUCGACCUCUUUUAGGCUUUCCGUCCCGUCUAUUCGUGCGAUUUCCAAGUUCGAGAUCGCGGGCCCCGGGUACCGCUUCACUGCCACCGUGA